GGCGGGAGCGGCGGCGCCCGCGGCCCCGAGGGGGGUGGGGGGAGCGCGGAAAGCGGGGCGCGGAGGAGCACCCGGCCCCCAGCGCGGCCCGAGGAGCGGCGCAGCAGCAGCAGCCCCCGCGCGGCGCGGCGCGGCCGACACGCGGGGCCCGCCCGCACCUCGGCUUCUCCUCCGCUCGCCGCCCGAGUCGGGACGCGCCAUGUCCGGGGCCGGGUAGCCCCGCCGCCCGCUGGCCCGCCCGCCGCCCGCGCUCCGAGCCCCCUGCCCGCGGGCCGGCCGGCCGGGAGUCGCGGGGCCGGCAGAUGCAGUGAGUGAGGGGGGGGCCAUGGCGGAGGAGCGGCCCCCCCGGCUCGUGGACUACUUUGUGAUAGCCGGGCUUGCGAGAGACGGUGCUCCCAUCCCCGAGGAGACCUGGCUGCCAGAACCUGGCGGGCCACAGCGCCCACCGCGGCCCGCCGAGCCUAUCACGGAUGUGGCCAUUGUGGCCAGGGCGCUGGGCGAGGAGGUGCCCCAGGGCUACACAUGCAUCCAGACAUCAUUCGGGGGCCACCCCUUGGAGCUCAGCGCAGGGCUCCUGGGAGGGAAUCAUCCUGUGAUUUGCUACCGCAGGGGCCGGGAUCGGCCACCCCUCGUGGAGCUGGGGGUAUUGUAUGAUGGGAAGGAACGCCCCAAGACUGGCUUCCAAGUGCUGUACACGACGCCCUAUAGCCACUCCGCCAACCUGGCCCCUCCAGGCCCAGGCCACCCCCGCACCUACCUCACCUACCGACGGGCAGCAGAUGGGGCAGGCCUGCACGCUCUGGGCAUCACUGACCUCUGCCUUGUGCUGCCCAGCAAGGGUGAGGGCACCCCUCAUACGUACUGCCGCCUGCCCCGCAACCUCAACCCUGGCAUGUGGGGCCCAGCUGUGUACCUGUGCUACAAGGUGGGACUGGCCAAGGCCAACACCCUGGUGUACGAGGCAGAGCUGCUGGGCCGCUACCCGGAAGAGGACAAUGAGGCGUUCCCGCUGCCAGAGUCGGUGCCCGUCUUCUGCCUGCCCAUGGGGGCCACCAUUGAAUGCUGGCCUGCCCACACCAAGUACCCAGUGCCCGUCUUCUCCACUUUUGUGCUCACGGGUGCUGCCGGUGAUAAGGUGUAUGGGGCCGCCCUGCAGUUCUACGAGGCCUUCCCCCGGUCCCGGCUGUCAGAGCGGCAGGCGAGGGCCCUGGGCCUGCUGAGCGCCGUGGAGCGGGCCAGGCCCCUAGAGGGCCGGGCGGUUCGCAGCCGCCGUGCCAUCGCCGUGCUGUCCCGCUGGCCUGCCUUCCCCGCCUUCCGGGCUUUCCUCACCUUCCUCUACCGCUACUCAGUGUCCGGCCCCCACCGCCUGCCCUUGGAAGCGCACAUCUCCCACUUCAUCCACAACGUGCCCUUCCCCUCCCCGCAGAGACCUCGCAUCCUGGUGCAGAUGUCUCCCUAUGACAACCUACUGCUCUGCCAGCCUGUGUCCUCGCCCCUGCCCCUGAGCGGCGCCAGCUUCUUGCAGCUGCUGCAGAGCCUGGGCCCGGAGCUGGCCAUCACGCUGCUGCUGGCCGUGCUCACUGAGCAAAAGCUGCUGGUGCAUUCACUGAGGCCCGAUCUCCUCACCAGCGUGUGCGAGGCCCUGGUGUCCAUGACCUUCCCACUGCACUGGCAGUGCCCCUACAUCCCACUGUGCCCGCUGGUGCUGGCCGACGUGCUGAGCGCCCCAGUACCUUUCAUCGUGGGCAUCCACUCCAGCUACUUUGACCUGCACGACCCACCCACUGAUGUCAUCUGUGUUGACCUGGACACCAACACACUCUUCCAGACUGAGGAGAAGAAGCUCCUUUCGCCUCGGUCCCUCCCCCGCCGGCCCUACAAAGUCCUGCUGGCCACGCUGAGCAGCCUGUACCAGCAGCUGGAUCAGACCUAUACUGGCCCCGAGGAGGAGGCCUCCCUGGAGUUCCUGCUCACCGACUACGAGGCUGUGUGCGGCCGCCGGGCCCGGCUGGAGCGGGAGGUCCAGGGCGCCUUCCUGCGCUUCAUGGCCUGUCUGCUCAAAGGCUACCGGGUCUUCCUGCGCCCGCUCACCCAGGCCCCUUCUGAGGGGGCUCGUGACGUUGACAACCUCUUCUUCCUGCAGGACUUCCUUAAGUCCCGGGAGCGCUCCAGCCACAAGUUGUACUCGCAGCUGCUGCGUACACAGAUGUUCUCCCAGUUCAUCGAGGAGUGCUCCUUCGGCUCUGUGCGCCACGCGGCCCUCGAGUUCUUUGACUCCUGUGUCGAAAAGGUGCACCCGGAGCAGGAGAAGCCGGAGCCGACCCCGCUGGUGGAGCUGGAGGAGCUGUCGGGAAGCGAACUGACGGUCUUCAUCACUCCGCCUGAGGAGCCCACAGUGCCCGAGGGCAGUGAGGCUGCCCCCCAGUACUGCUACGAUGGCUUUCCCGAGCUGCGGGCUGAGCUGUUCGAGUCUCCCCAGGAGCAGCAAGGGGCCCUGCCUGUGCCCGGCCCAUCCCGCAGUGCCCCCAGCAGCCCAGCUCCCCGCCGCACGAAGCAGGAGAUGAAGGUGGCGCAGCGCAUGGCCCAGAAGUCGGCUGCAGUGCCAGAGCUGUGGGCCCGCUACCUGCUGGGCCACUGCUACGGGCUGUGGUUCCUGUGUCUGCCGGCCUACGUGCGGGUGGCGCCUUCCCGCGUGCGGGCCCUUCACACGGCCUACCAAGUGCUGCGCCAGAUGGAGAGCCGCAAGGUGGUGCUGCCUGAUGAGGUGUGCUACCGGGUGCUCAUGCAGUUGUGUUCGCACUACGGGCAGCCAGUACUCUCGGUGAGGGUCAUGCUGGAGAUGCGGCAGGCGGGCAUUGUGCCCAAUACCAUCACCUACGGCUACUACAACAAGGCUGUUCUGGAGAGUAAGUGGCCAUCCGGGACCCCAGGUGGGCGCCUGCACUGGGCCAAGCUCCGGAACGUGGUUCUGGGCGCUGCCCAGUUCCGCCAGCCCUUGAGAGAGCGGCGGCGGCGGCAGCAGCAGCAGGCGGAGACACAAGCAGCGGGCAGCUCCCAGAAAGGGCCCCAGCAGGAGCGCCCCUCCCCUUCCCGCCCCCUCCAGCGCCAGACAACAUGGGCUGGCCGAAGCUUCCGGGACCCCGCCUCACCCACUGGGCGCCUGGUGAAGAGCGGCAGCCUGGGCAGUGCCCGGGGGGCGCAGCCCACUGUGGAGGCUGGCAUGGCCCACAUGAUCGAGGCUUUGGGGGUCCUGGAACCCCGGGGAUCACCGGUGCCCUGGCGGGAUGGCAGCCUCUCGGACCUCAGCUUGGCUGGAGAGGAGCCAGUGCCCGGAGGCAGCCCUCGUGGCUCAGGCUCGGCCCUCAGCGCUCAGUCCGUCGAGGCUCUGGAGGGGCCAAGCGGAAGGGUGUCCAGGGCUGCAGGGCAUCAGGACGAGGCCAGCACCCCCAGACGCAGCCUGGGGGCCCGCAUCCAGCAGCUGCUCACACCAUCCCGCCGCUCCCCCGCCUCGCGGGUCACCUCGGUUGAGCUCACCGCUGACCUGCUUCCCUCGGUCCGGCGUAGCCCCAUGGACAGCCUCCUGCGGCCCCGGGAGCGCCCUGGCUCCACGGCAUCCGAGAGUUCCACCUCUCUGGGCAGUGAGUGGGACCUCUCGGAAUCAUCCCUCAGCAGCCUGAGCCUCCGCCGCUCCUCAGAGCGCCUCAGUGACACCCCCGGAUCUCUGCAGCCCCCCUCCCUGGAAGUACUACUGUCCAGCUGCUCCCUGUGCCGGGCCUGUGACUCUCUGGUGUACGACGAGGAGAUCAUGGCUGGCUGGGCGCCCGACGACUCCAACCUCAACACCACCUGCCCCUUCUGUGCCCGUCCCUUCGUGCCCCUGCUCAGUGUGCAGACCCUCGACUCCCGGCCCAGUGUCCCCAGCCCUCAGCCCACUCCCAUGGGUGCCAGCAGCUGCGAAGAUGCACCUGUCCCUGGGGGCCCAGGCCCAGUGCUCAGUGAUCGCAGGCUCUGCCUUGCCCUGGACGAGCCCCAACUCUGUAACGGGCACGUGGGGGGAACCCCGCCCCGGCGGGUUGAGGUUGGGGCCUGGGCAUACCUGAGCCCCCUGGUGCUGCGGAAGGAACUGGAAUCGCUGGUGGAGAAUGAAGGCAGCGAGGUUCUGGCCAUGCCAGAACUGCCUGUUGCCCACCCUAUCAUCUUCUGGAACCUUCUGUGGUACUUCCAGCGGCUAAGCCUGCCCAACAUCCUGCCCUGCCUGGUGCUGGCAUCCUUUGACGGACCCCCCGCCCCCCAGACUCCGGCUUCUUGGUUGACCUGGGAUCCCGCCUCUGUGCGGGUGCGGCUGCUGUGGGACGUCCUGAGUCCGGACCCCAAUAGCUGCCCGCCUCUCUACGUGCUCUGGCGGGCCCACAGUCAGAUCCCGCAGCGGGUGGUGUGGUCAGGCCCAGUGCCUGCAUCUCUCAGCCUGGCCCUGCUCGAGUCUGUGCUGCGCCACGUGGGGCUCAACGAGGUGCACAAGGCCGUGGGGCUCCUGCUGGACACCCUGGGGCCCCCGCCCGCCGGCCUGCAUCUGCAGAGGGGCAUCUACCGUGAGAUCCUGUUUCUGACGAUGGCAGCUCUGGGCAAGGACCAUGUGGACAUAGGGGCCUUCGAUAAGAAGUACAAAUCUGCCUUCCACAAGCUGGCUAACAGCAUGGGCAAGGAGGAGCUGCGGCAGCGACGGGCACAGAUGCCCACUCCCAAGGCCAUCGAUUGCCGGAAAUGCUUUGGAGCGCCUCUGGAAUGCUAAGAACCCCCAAACUGCCUCCUCCUUCCCAGGGUUGGGGAGGAGGUGAAGGAGAAGGGGCUCAAGGAAAACAGCCUCCCGGAUCCUUUCAGAGGCCCAGGACUAGGCUGGGAAGCUUGCUCAGCCGGCCGGAAGUUGACUCCGAGUGGGGCAGUGGAAAGGGGCCUUGCUGUCACCAAAAGUCAUGACUCCCUGAGCUCCACCGGGCGCCAAGGUCAGGGGAGCUGGCACAGCUCUACGCUUCCCCGCCCGAUGCCAGGAUCUCCCUUCCAGGGUGCCCACAGAUGCGCACUGCCCUGGUCAUAUUUUAAGUUUUUGUUUUAAAAAACAACUGGAAAGUUACAGAGCUACUGAGCCUUUACCCAGAAUGGGAGGGAGGGAGGGACAGGACAUCAUUUCCCACCAAAGAUGGGCCCUCUUCCCUGGCAGUGCUGAGGGAGUGCUGGGCCCUCCAUGCCUUCCUGAGUGUAUUAUAUUUUAAGUUAUUUAUUCUGGAGCCACAUCCCCUUGCUUAUGGAUGGUGAGAGAAGCAGGGAUCUGCGGGGCGCCAGGUCUGGUAGUAACUGGAAUCGGAACUCCUUGAAAGACAGGAGUGGGAGGGAGAGGAGACCUGAGCUCCCCUGAGGCUGAGUCGUCGGUGCCCCCAGAGUCCUGGUUUACCCAUCCAGCGCCACCAACCCGGGGCCCUGACUUGUGCAAUAAGGAUUGUCCCUUGCAAGGUUUUGUUGGAUGUAAAUAGAGUAAAAGCUGCUUAUGUCUUUUUC
Sorex fumeus (smoky shrew) is the source of this 5550-nucleotide messenger RNA. It is a transcript of the gene DENND4B, whose product is annotated as DENN domain containing 4B. The transcript is spliced from 28 exons. The coding region runs from base 326 to 4789 and encodes 1487 amino acids. Lineage: Eukaryota; Metazoa; Chordata; Mammalia; Eulipotyphla; Soricidae. Gene Ontology annotation, biological process: regulation of Rab protein signal transduction. Gene Ontology annotation, molecular function: protein binding. Gene Ontology annotation, cellular component: cytoplasmic vesicle. The record is from RefSeq and is a predicted model, not a curated record.